Molecule: messenger RNA, 1221 nt
Organism: Fusarium verticillioides 7600
Lineage: Eukaryota; Fungi; Ascomycota; Sordariomycetes; Hypocreales; Nectriaceae
Exons: 2
Coding region: 1-1221 (406 amino acids)
Source: RefSeq, a predicted model, not a curated record
AUGAUGGAUGUCUCCCCGGGACGCGAUCACUUCCCCCUCCUCGGAGUCCCUAAUGAAGUGCUCCGCAUGAUCAUGGAGAAAGCCUCUGAGCAACAGCCGACCAACAACUAUCCGAAACAAGUAGUGCUCCCUUACUACGGCGACCUUCUUUCUUCGGCCUUGGUCUGCUCCAGACUCAAUGCGGCUGCAACUGAGGUCCUUUAUUCUUGUAUAUGCAUCUACACAGAUGAAUAUCGCGACGACGACUUCAACCCUCAGCUUUCUCCUUCCACACGAGUCCUACGCCUCCAUCGCACUUUGCGAGAGAACGUAGAACUUCGGCGCUUUUGCACUCGCUUCAUAUUGCACCACAGGCAAAGCCUACGACUUGCCGGCGCUAUGGAAUCCCUAAGCCUCCCCAUAUAUCAAACCUUGGACUUUGCGGAGCCGCAUCAACAACUGUCUACUCCCUGGCCAAAGACCUGUGCUUCGAUUAUCCUGGAUUGUACAAAUUGGCUCUUUAACACUAGGACCUUGGUUAUAUCCGGGGGUGUGCAUGGCACACUUGUCCCGGAGCUUGGUGAAAUUACUUUCCGUGUACUGUCCUGUGCAAGAAUGAGCAUGCCACGGUUGGAGUGCAUCGACAUCUUGAACGACAUAUCAUUCCAUCGCUAUCUUCUGACUUCAUUCGAUAUUCAACUGGCUCUAGGCGGCGGCUGCUUGAACCUCAAGCAUUUGAUGAUUCGGCAGCGUGUGUGUAGAGCCUCGGACUCACAUGGAAGCCAUGCUCUCGGGAGGCUUCACAACUCCAAUCCGUGUUCUGGGUUCUCUCUUUCCAGUCUCACUCUCACUAACUUGACCGAUCAUCACGACUUGGUGAGAAACUUUAUGACAUGGUUGAAAGGCCUCAAGCACUUCACCCUGCGAUGGGACCCUGGAUCCAUAUCUGAAAGGAGAAGAGACUUCCGUUGGAGACUUGAAUUGGUUGGAGAUAUCCUAAAACCUCACCGAGACUCCAUCAAAUCUAUCAAACUCGGAAAGAUGGCCGAGCCUGGUCUAGGCGACUUUGACGCCUCAAACUUUCCCAAUCUCGAGACCUUGCAUAUGCACCACAAGGAUCUCAAGGGCAUUAUUAUCUCGACCUGCCCACAGCUUCAAGCAGCGAGGUUGUACGACGUGGUUAUUACCACGGAUAACAUCGAGGAAGAAAUGUUUUACAAUGCUUCAUAUUACCAUGAUUAG